AAGAGGAAGAGGACACUGCAACCUACUUGAAUAAUUGAUAGCGCGAGGAGGGGGGAGCGUAUGCGGGAGCAGCUGGACUCCCUGUGUCUCCAUCCGCUCACCAGCCGGGGAUGAGAGAGCCGAGCUCAGGAGAUCUGAUGAAGUGGAGCGCUGCAUCAGUGACAUCCUAGACUCUCCUGUCCAGGACCCCCAGACUGCACUUACCCCUGCUGUUCACAACAAGACUGUGGAUUUGUUUGAAAUGAUUGAAAAAAUGCAGGGGAGUCGUCUGGAUGAGCAAAGAUGUUCUCUCCCAACUCCGCUCAAGAGAGAAGAGGAGUAUAUCCCAUACCCCAGCAUCCAUGAGGUGUUACGGAAAGGGUGGCCAUACCCCCUCAUUAUCCUACCCCAGUUCGGGGGCUAUUGGAUUGAAGGAACCUGCCAUGGCCUCCCCAGCUCGACCUCAGCUCUGCCUGACCUGCCUUCCCCCUGCAGCAGUAAAGUGAAGCUAGAGUGUGACCCCACAGCCAAGCUGUACCGCAAGCACUUCCUGGGGAAGGAGCAUCAGAACUUUUACUCCAAUGACACAACCUUGGGCUACCUGAUCCUUUCCGUGAAGUAUGAGCAGAUUGAGAGGCAGGACAACUUGCACCUGCUGCUGAGGACUCGAACUGGUACCAAACAUGAUCUGAUCCCCAUUUCUUGCCUGAAUGAGUUCCCCAAUGCAGUCCAGAUGGCGAAGCUGCUGUGUGAGGACGUGAAUGUUGACCGAUUCUUCCCUGUCCUCUACCCCAAGGCUUCCCAGCUCAUUGUUGCCUUUGAUGAACACGUCAUAAGCAAUAACUUCAAAUUUGGGGUCAUCUACCAGAAAGCUGGGCAGACCACAGAGGAAGAAGUCUUCAGUAACACUGAAGAGAGUCUGGCCUUCCUGGAGUUCCUGGAUUUCCUUGGAGACAGGAUCCAGCUGCAGGAUUUCCGUGGGUUCCGAGGAGGCUUGGAUGUCACGAGGGGUCAAACUGGCACCGAAUCAGUCUAUACCAAUUUCCGGGGCAAGGAGAUCAUGUUCCAUAUAUCUACGAAGCUGCCGUUCACAGAGGGAGAUGCCCAGCAGCUGCAGCGGAAGCGUCACAUUGGGAACGACAUUGUGGCCAUUGUCUUCCAGGAUGAAAACACUCCCUUUGUCCCUGACAUGAUAGCGUCUAAUUUCCUGCAUGCCUAUGUGGUGGUACAGCUCGCUCAUGGUGCCAUUGGGGAGACCCUCUACAAGGUUUCAGUAACAGCUCGAGAUGACGUCCCCUUCUUUGGACCCCCACUCCCAAAUCCAGCCAUAUUUAAAAAGGGUCAAGAGUUUCGUGAAUUCCUCUUGGCUAAGCUAAUCAAUGCUGAGUACAGCUGCUACCGGGCUGAAAAGUUUGCCAAACUAGAGGAGCGGACUCGCAGUGCCCUUCUAGAGAGCCUUUUUGAGGAGCUGCAGCUCCGUAGCCGCAGCAUGAUGGGCCUGGCCUCUGGGGACGAUGACAAGAUGGAGAAUGGAGGUGGUGGCUUCUUUGAAAAUUUCAAGCGGGUGAUCAGAGGCCGCAGCCAGAGCCUGGAUACCAUGGGGAUAGCCAUGAGGAAACAACAGCAGCCGGCAACCCCGCCCAGCCGCCCGGCUACUGCCGGCCUUGCUCUCAACCAGAGUGUCGCCGAGGGCACCAAGGCUAUUGCUGCGUCCUUUGCCCUGCCUGGGAGGAGCCCAUCACGCACCCGAGGCAGCCACUUCCAUGGGCGUCGUAGCAGUGCCAUUGGCACUGAGAACAUCCAGGAGGAGAAGAGUAGGGAUGUUGCUGACAGAAUCCAGAAGGUGCUGGAGAGUCCAGGACCCUUUUUUGACCUGAAGUCUGAUGGCUCCUCCAGUCCCAGUUCCCCAGAGUUCCCAAACAGGAAGAACAAAACCCUCUCCAAUCAAACCUUGGGAUAUUGUGUGAUGCAGCCACUCUCACGCUCCUCAUCCAACGUGAGCAGCUGCUGUAGUGGAGUGAGGGAAAAUGAAACAUCUGAGGAAGAGGAGAAUGAGACGGAGCUGAUGUGCUCUCUUGAGGGUCCUCAGAAGCGGGAUUCCCUGGUUCAGAGUGUGUGGCUGGAUGACAGUGUGGGCACACCCAGUAGUGCUAGCUCACCAGUAACUCGACUGCUCCCUUCUAGCAACGCUGCAGGCUCCGUGGAGAAGGGGAAAGGCAGCAAGGCAGAUGCUCAGCGUUACAGCCCGGCCUCCAUUUUGUGCUGUGUGUGAUGUCAUCGCUGGAGGGGUGUCACGGUGCAUGCUAGGUAAUGCACAGGAUUUGCUGCUGAAGUGAAGGGCCUGGCUACUCCUCGCCUUAGAGAUUCAGAGGAGAAAAGCUGGAUUCCCAAGACUGCUGGCACUUCUGCUUCCUCCAGUGAUGGUUGUGUCAAAAGCAACCAGAAAACCAACCACGAAACCAAAUGUGGCAUUAAUUCAUCCAAGUAUAUCAUUCCAGCUCAGCCACCUCUGGGGCCAGGAACAAGCUAUUCCACUAGGGGAUUUCCAUCCACCAGUGGAGGAGAGAGAGUGAAAAGGGAACACUUUCAGUUUGGUUUUAUUCCUGGUAUAAAACUUUCCCCGUUGAGUCCAGUGCAGAAGGGUUCAGAUAGUCUGUUCAUGGUCUUCUCUUCUUAGGAAGGCAGCACUUAAGAGUCCAUUCUUGAGGCAGCAGAGAAAUCCAGUUCACGAGUGCUGCCCUAUGAAUUGACAUGGACUAUGUCAUUGACCUCCAAGGUCAUUACUGUAACCCUGUCAUUAAAGAGAGGCCGAGGCCCUGAACCCAUUGAGGGCUAUGCCUGUCCCCUCAGAAUGUGUGUACAUGAAGGUCUCUCCUUCCCCCAUCUUUCAUCACACUGCAAACUUAGUGUAGGAAACACUGUCCCGUUAGGAGUCAUUCUUUUUACAGUACCUGAUAAGUUCCCCAGCCUUGACCUUGAGGAUUUCAUUUUCCCUCUGUAUCUUCUCCCUUUUCUCUCUCUGCCCACCACUCUCUGUACCCUGCGGUAGCAGGAUGUGUAAAUGUGAAUCUCUGACCCUCGCUCCAUGCUUGUGGUGUCUGUGUGGCAUCUUGGGCUUGCAAUAAAAGGAGAUUGUGACCAA
Mauremys mutica (yellowpond turtle) is the source of this 3121-nucleotide messenger RNA. Its product is annotated as rap1 GTPase-activating protein 1-like. The transcript has 24 exons. The record is from RefSeq and is a predicted model, not a curated record. Lineage: Eukaryota; Metazoa; Chordata; Testudines; Geoemydidae. Gene Ontology annotation, biological process: regulation of small GTPase mediated signal transduction; activation of GTPase activity. Gene Ontology annotation, molecular function: GTPase activator activity. Gene Ontology annotation, cellular component: cytoplasm. Bases 242 to 2251 code for a protein of 669 amino acids.